AUGGAACUGGCCGAAAGAUUGAAUCAGCAGUAUAUCGAUGACGACGAGACAAGAAGAAUUGCAGUUGAUCCUUGGGAUGAAUUUCUAGGGGCAUCAAUUCGAAGAAGUGCAGCAAAAGAAUCUGUUGAAGACCUUCAGUUACUGAUUGAGAACACACGUGAGGACUUAAUACCGUUCAACAAUCGUCGGAACAACUGGACCCCGCCAUACACUGCCUUUAUUAAAUUGUGUAUCCAAUCUGCAAAAGGCUUUCAGUUCCAACGUGUUCUAUACAACAAGUAUCUUCAUGAAGCAGAGAAGGCAAUGCAUACAAAACUGUUUGGAAAUCGUUGUGAGAUCAUAUCUGUGAAGAAUUUGAAAAUCGACUUGGACAAUCAAGUUCUACGAUUUCCUGAGGGUAUUAACCUGAAAAUCGAGAAUUUAGAAGUUUCCGGUUGGAGUUCAUCUCAUUUCGAGUGCCUAACGAAUAUUAUUGAUCCGUCAUCAUUUCCAAUUCAGCAACUCAAAAUGGAAAGCUCCCUCAGUUCUCCAGAUUUUCGACACAGCAUUGCGAGAGAGGCAAAGUCAUUGAUUAUCAAUAAUGAUACCAAUGAAAUUGAUUCAUGGACACCGAUUCUUCUUAAUCUGACCAACAGAAGAGUGUGUUUGAUGAAUGAGAACCAACGCGAUCCUCCAAAUGAUUAUGUGGAUUUGAUUGAGAAUUGGUUGGAGAGAGGCCGUCCGGUUGGAACCAUAUUUACUAUAGGAAUCAAGAACGAAGAGACCGUGAAGCAAUGUUUGGAUGCUCUGAAACAGAGACAAGAGGUUUUAGGAUCUUCUGGAAAACAAGUACAACUCCGUAUCAAUGCUUCAUUGAUCCUCAAUGUCUCUUAUGAAAUGAUUGAUCAUACAGGCAGUUUUCCUAGUGAUUAUACUUCAAACUUGUGGCUGAGACUGAAAGUGGUUUGUAGAAGAUCGGAAUAA
Caenorhabditis remanei is the source of this 963-nucleotide messenger RNA. RefSeq lists its product as uncharacterized. The record is from RefSeq and is a predicted model, not a curated record. The transcript has 2 exons. NCBI's taxonomy places the organism in Eukaryota, Metazoa, Nematoda, Chromadorea, Rhabditida, Rhabditidae. Bases 1 to 963 code for a protein of 320 amino acids.